AUGAGCUCCCCGAUCGGAUUCGAAGGCUUCGAGAAGAGAUUGGAGAUCACGUUCUUCGAGCCGGCGGCGCUCCUGGACCCCGCCGGACGCGGCCUCCGAUCCCUCACCAGACCCCAGCUCGACGCCAUCCUCGAACCAGCGGAGUGCCAGAUCGUGGCGGCGCUGUCCAACGGGGCCGUCGACUCCUACGUCCUCUCCGAGUCCAGCCUCUUCGUCUUCCCCUACAAGAUCAUCAUCAAGACCUGCGGCACCACGAAGCUCCUCCUCUCCGUCCCCGCCAUCCUCCACCUCGCCGGAGACCUGCUCCGGCUGUCCGUGAAGGAGGUGAAGUACACCCGGGGGAGCUUCCUCGCCCCUGAGGCUCAGCUCUUCCCCCACCGCUCCUUCUCCGAGGAGGUCGCCGUCCUCGACGGCCACUUCGGCGAGCUCCUCCCCCACCGCCGCGCCUACGUCCUCGAGAGCGGCCCCUCCAAGAGCAAGUGGCACGUCUACUCCGCCUGCGCAGAGUCAUCCAUUAAGAAGCAGAAGAAGCCCAUCUUCUCCCUGGAGCUUUGCAUGACUGGACUGGAUCGGCAGCUGGCCUCCGUCUUCUUCCCCAGCGAAGAGGGCAUGACCGACGCCGCCGGCAUCAGGAGCAUCCUGCCGGGCGCGGAGAUCUGCGACUUCGAGUUCGACCCCUGCGGCUACUCUAUGAACGCCGUCGAGGGGGCGGCCAUCUCCACCAUUCACGUCACCCCGGAGGAAGGUUUCAGCUACGCGAGCUUCGAGGCCACGGGGUACGAUCUGGAGGAGGUCGACAUGGGCCCGCUGGUGGAGAGAGCGCUCAAGUGUUUCAGGCCGUCGGAGUUCUCCGUCGCCGUUCACUCCACUGUCCCCGGCGGCGACCUCCCGAGUUUCGCAGGGUACAAUGCCGGAGGUAAGAGCUUCCAAGAUCUCGGGAGGGCCGGUUCCCUGGUCUACCAGAGCUUCAGCGCCGUCGGUGGCGGCGCAUGGCUGGCGGCGGAAUCUGAGGAGCGACCUCACAAACAGCAGUAG
Spirodela intermedia is the source of this 1035-nucleotide messenger RNA. The record is from the annotation of a GenBank genome assembly. NCBI's taxonomy places the organism in Eukaryota, Viridiplantae, Streptophyta, Magnoliopsida, Alismatales, Araceae.